AUGUCGUCUCCAACACAAACUAUUCAAGACCCUUUCAAAGCUUGGAAAUUCUUGGUUUUUCCGACACUAAAAGUUAGUGAUGUAUUUUCUUUAUUUCUAAAAGCAACUGUAGCUAUUUGCACAGUCGUUUCGAUCUCCCUCGUCUUCUACUCCUUCCUUAAUCAAUCUCAAUUGCGAACUUGCCCAGAAUGCAAUAAGAUUUUAAUCUCUGAUCACCGGAAGAUAACAAACGGUAACGUUUCUAGUGAUAGCUAUGAGAAGACAAAUAUUUCUCACAUUUUAUUUGGAAUUGGUGGUUCUGCAAAGACGUGGAAUAAACGCAGGCACUACUCUGAGCUAUGGUGGAGGCCUAACAUCACCCGAGGCCAUGUUUGGCUGGACCAGAAGCCUCCGGAGAACGAAACGUGGCCAGAAACCUCACCAUCAUACAAAGUCUCUGCUGAAACGACACGGUUCAAGUACACCUGCUCGUAUGGCUCUCGCUCGGCGCUACGAAUUGCGCGGAUAGUGAAGGAGAGCUUUGAAUUGGGACUGGAAAAUGUGAGAUGGUUCGUGAUGGGAGAUGAUGAUACAGUAUUUUUUAUAGAGAAUUUGGUAAUGGUAUUAGCAAAAUAUGAUCAUAAUCAGAUGUAUUACAUUGGCGGUAAUUCCGAGAGUGUUGAGCAAGACGUGAUACACUCAUAUACUAUGGCAUACGGUGGUGGUGGGUUUGCUAUAAGUUAUCCUCUGGCAAAAGAGCUCGUUAGGGUUUUGGACGGCUGUAUUGAUCGAUAUGCAUCCUUUUACGGUUCCGAUCAGAAAGUUCAGGGUUGCUUAAGUGAGAUCGGAGUUCCUCUUACUAAAGAGCUCGGAUUCCAUCAGAUUGAUAUAAGAGGAGAUCCAUAUGGUUUACUGGCAGCGCACCCAUUGGCACCAUUGGUGUCCUUCCACCAUCUAGACUACGUUCAGUCGAUAUUUCCAAGGCUGAGCCGUAUCGACUCAGUCAAGAAGUUAAUCACUGCAUAUACAAUGGAUCCGGGUCGGACUUUGCAACAUAGUUUCUGCUACGAUUUUGCGCGUAACUGGUCUGUUUCAGCUUCUUGGGGUUACACCAUACAGAUAUACCCUGAUUUGGUGACGGCAAAGAAGCUGGAAACAGCGUUUAGAACGUUUCAAACGUGGAGGACCUGGAAAAAUGGACCCUUCACUUUUAAUACCCGACCCAUGAUUCAACACCCGUGUCUAAGACCGGUUGUUUAUUUCUUGGAUCGGGUUGAAAGAGUUGGGGAGGGAACAUUGACCACGUAUAAAAGGUCCGUGGAAGAGUUAGAUAAAGUUUGCGACCUACCUGAGUAUGCUCCCGUUUAUGCCGUCCAGUUAGUCAAUGUCACAACUUCUACAUCAUUGAAACCUGACAUUUGGAAUAUGGCACCACGUAGACAGUGCUGCGACAUUAUCAAUGGAGAAGACGGAGAGAACGGCGUAGUACAGGUCAACAUUAGAGGGUGCAAUCAAUUUGAGAGCGUGACUCCUCCAUAG
This is a messenger RNA of Dovyalis caffra, 1518 nucleotides long. The record is from the annotation of a GenBank genome assembly. NCBI's taxonomy places the organism in Eukaryota, Viridiplantae, Streptophyta, Magnoliopsida, Malpighiales, Salicaceae.